This is a messenger RNA of Neospora caninum, 5448 nucleotides long. RefSeq lists its product as hypothetical. The record is from RefSeq and is a predicted model, not a curated record. The transcript has 6 exons. Gene Ontology annotation, molecular function: ATP-dependent chromatin remodeler activity; ATP binding. The coding region runs from base 1 to 5448 and encodes 1815 amino acids. NCBI's taxonomy places the organism in Eukaryota, Apicomplexa, Conoidasida, Eucoccidiorida, Sarcocystidae.
AUGCCCCGAACCAAAGUUCCGCCGUCCUGUCACUCGUCUGUCCCUUCCGCUUCUCUCUUUGACGCGUCCUCUCCAAGAGAGAAGGCCACCAGGCGUCGAGGAUCAGGCGACGCGCCGGACCCUCCGGGAGAAGAAGGAACCCAGUGGAAAGAAACAAGCAGGGAAGAAGAGCGAGACGCAGCGCAGCAGAGAGCGGGGCCGGGAUUUGAAGAAAGUGAGGACGCAGGAGUUUGCGACGAGCUCCAGGAAGAGCACCCACACGCCGAGCCGACAGGCCUUCGAAGCGGCGACGAGAAUGGAGCAAGCGUCUCGGAGCGGCGAAAGAAGACCCGAAGAGGAAGAGGCUGUCGCCAGAGAGAAGGGGACAACCCAGGGGAGACAGACACCCUCCCGUUCCCCACAUGGGGCUGCGCGUCUCUCGCUCGCAGAUGCCUGCAAGCUGCUGACGAAGCCGCGAGGGCUCUGUGGACUAGCCCGUCGCGAGCUUCUUUCGGGGAGACGCCUUUCGCACAAACCUCGUCUUCUUCGCUCUCGCCGCUGCGCCUUGAGCGCGCGGAAGAGGCGACAGUGGGCGAGACGCAGCGGGACAACGGAGAGGUUCUCUUCUCGUGGCGCAUCUGCGGCUUCAGUUUUCUUCGUCAAGGCCUCUCGACGGACGCUGCAGCGAAGACGGAAGAGACAGGAGAGGACGACCGGGAUCGGCAAGAGCGAAAGGGGAAGGACGAGCAGGAACAACGACGCAGAAGCCCAGAUGCAAAGAGAAAAGAAGAACGAGAAGGAAGUGGGGAAGAAUGGAAAGAAGACCGGCACGUGUUGUCUCCCGGUUUAAAGUGGAUAAAAGAAGAGAAGGGAGAAGAAGGCAGGCACGCAAGAGAAGAACGAGACGAGCGAAAGAGGCAAACGCACCAACAGGUGGAGCAUGCAAAAUACUUUGGAGUCUGUCUUUCUCGUGCAAACGACACAGACAAAGCCUGCGCGUCUGUUGCCCUCUACACCGACGGUUUUUUCUCAACUUCUCGAAAUUCUUCCGGCCCCCAGGACUCCUCUCUGUCUCCCACCUCGUGUUCCUCUUCUCGCUGCUCGACCGCUUCCUCUCCGUCUUCGCCAGUCUGUGUAGGCUUUCGCUCUGGCGUCGAUUUCUCGCGUCUCCACCCGCCGCUUCCUGCCGACGUUCUGCCUGUCUUUCUGCGGCUUGUUCAUCCUCCCAACCCUCUCGCCUCGCCGCUUCUUCUCAUUGCCCGUGUCUCCUUCCCCUUGAGUCCGGCGUCGCCUUCUUCGUCUUCUCCUUUGUCUUCUUUUUCUCCUUUGGCUUCAUUGUCUCCGGCGUCUUUCGAUUCACACAAGAAGCGAGAGGACGAAAAGAAAGUCGUCAAGUGCGAGGUUGUGCUGUCUGUCGUGUUGCCCCCGCCGUCGCGGCAGCUCUUAGACCGACAGGGAGGCGACGCGUUGCGGCUCUUCUUCAGUUGGUUCGACUCGGUAGCUCUGCAUGCGGCGCCGUGUUGUUCUCGGUUUUCGUCGGCUGCUGACGCCGUCAAAGACGCGAGCGGCGAGCGCGCGCUCGUUCGUGAAGAGGCUGGAGCUGCGGAGGCGCAGAAGCCAGAGGGCGAAGAAAGCGAAGAACAGCGACUCUCUUCGCGCGCAGAAGAAAACAUCCUUUUCAUCGAGCCGCAAUUCCUGUAUGACUGCCUUGUACGAGCCUGGAAACUCUUCGCAAAACAAAGUAACCCUGCCUCUUCUUCCUCUUUCCAACCUUUUGGAGACCUUCCGUCGCUCUUGUCUCCUCCUGGGCUCAAAUGCUCGUUGCGGCCGUACCAGCAGCGGGCGGUUUUCUUUGCGCUGACCCGCGAGUGGCGUCAUCUCGCCUCUCUUUUUCCUCGGGACAGUCAGCCUCUCGCUUCCUUCGCUUCUGCGCUGCCACGCACCUCUUCCUCUCCCUCGUCGGUCUCCGGUUCAGCCUCCGCCUCUCAGCCUUCCGGCGCACCCUGUCCUUCUCUGACUUGCGACGGGCCACCAGCGUCUCCGUCUCGUGCUUCUGUUUCUGCUUCGUCUCCUGACUUGGCAGCUUCUUCUUCCGCAACUUGCCGCUCUUCCUUCUCGCCUGCGUUUCCCUCGUCUGCCUCUUCGGCGUCGGCUACUUCUGCCAGGCAGGACGAGCGCGCAGCGAGCGGCGCCUGCGGAGCUGCGCUCGCUCCGCCGCCUUCGAGUGUCCAUACACCGGAGCAACGCAAGGCGACGGACGUGCAAACGUUACGGGAGUUGAGCCUGCGAGAGCUGCGGCUUCCGCAGCAAAGCGCGAACCUCGUUUGGGUGUAUGUACCCCUCGUCUCGGGUCGGGUUCUCGCCUUUGAUUCUCUCUUCGGCACCUACAAGUUCCUGGACCCCCAGAGAGAACGACGCGGCAGCCAAGAGCGGCCGGAAGGCGAAGCAGCGCCACGGCGAAUCGACGAACUCGGAGUAGGCGAAGAAAACAGACAAAGGGAAGCGACAAGAGAAAGAGAAGCUCCAAACGGACACGAAGGAGAAGAGCGGCACGGCGAAGGAAGAGAAAGUGAGGACGAGAUGGAAAACGAAGAGUUUGUUCGUUUUGAUGCGCCUGGCGGAAUGCUUUGCGACCAGAUGGGUCUUGGGAAAACGGUGGAGGCGAUUGCACUCAUGCUGUUGCAUCCGUGUCCUCGCUCCGCUUCACCUCUCCCUUCUCCCGCGCCUUCGAUCGUUUCCCGAGAAGAGGACCUACCGAACGACGCUGUCUUCGACUGUCCCUGCGGCUUCGAAGGCAUGCGUAUCCGCUGUCGCGUGGCUGACAGGUACACAGGCGCUCUCCGCGCACCGGAACCGCAAGAGGGCGAGGAAGAGAGAACCGAGCGCGAAGCUCAUCCGGUCCUUCUUCCUCUCGGCGGAAAAAGCACGGGUAGUCUGCAUGCAGCGAGGCCGGGAGUGCGAGGAGGGAGAGGAGCGAAACGGGGCCGUGGCGAGGCUGCCGAAGAGGCGGCGUUCUCCUCUGAGGAGACAAAGACCCCGCGAACGAGAAACGCGGGAGGAGGGAGAGGAAACAAAGUGCAACGGGACGGACCGAGCCCGUUGAGGAAGGCGGGAACAAGCACGAGGAAGCGGCACAAGCGCGCAGCGGAGGGACACAGAACGGCGCACGAAGAGAACGGAGAGUCGCCGGCAGUUUCUGAGUUAAGUCUCCCUGUGGAACUAGCUGCUCGGGAGGGAGACGCCAGGAAGCGUGCGGGGCCCAGAACUGACGAGAAGAAACCAAAAGGUGAAGAACUGGUCCUCCCGGCGAUCCAGUGUGGACUGUGUGGCUGUUUCAACCACCUUUUCUGCAUCGGAGUGACACGGCAAAAGCUGCAUGUCCCUCAACCCUUCACGUGCGUCUACUGUGAGUCCGAGCCUCUCUUCGCGAGCUCGGAGCUUCCUCCCGGCGCUUGUCGUUCUCCGCCUCCCAGCCUGCGAGAAGUGAAGGGAACUCUCGUGCUGUGCCCAGCGGCGAUUCUCCAGCAAUGGAGAGAAGAAAUCCGAAAACACACAGACUCGGAGGCGAUGCGCCGAACAGCCAUCUACGUCGGCGUCAAGCAUGCCCGAGAAACACUGAGGAAACAGCUUCUGGACUCGGCCCGAAGGCACUUUGCGUCCCACAUGGCGCGUGAGAGAGGUCUUGGCGACUUCGUCUCUCUGUCUCCUUCCUCGUCUUCUGCUUCACCGGUAUUUAGUAACGGGUCGGGCGCAGUGCCUGCGAAUUGGUUGUUGGCUGACGAGGACGAAAUGAUUCUGAUUCGCCCGGAGCAAAUGGAGGACGUGGACAUUCUUCUUGUUUCCUACGACACCCUGAGAGAAGAGCUCUGGUUCUCUCCUCGCCCAUGCCGGAGUCGCCAGUAUGGAGGCUCCUCCUCUUUCCGUUUUUCUCCCCUUUCCUUUCCUGCCUCUUCGCUCCACGCUUCUGCUGUCUCUUCCUUCUCUGCCUCGCUCUCGUCUCCCUGCGAAGACGAUUCCAGAGACACACGAGGGAUGCGCCGAGGAGCGCAGGCUGCGGAAGAACGGGGCGCUGUCCUGUCGACGGAAGGCUCCCGGGCAACGCGAUCUCUUUCCGCGCAUGCAGUUCGCUCUUCUCUCGGUCUACGCAGAAAGAAAAAGUACCGCCUUCUCGCUUCGCCUCUACUCCGAGUCCAUUGGUGGAGACUCCUGAUCGACGAAGCUCAAAUGGUUGGAGGCUAUACGGUCGCGGCGCAGAUGGCCCGGGCGCUGAGCGCGACGUUUCGCUGGUGUGUGUCGGGCACGCCGCUGCUGCACGCGUCGAGUGCAUGCAGCAGCGGCGGUUUCUGCGAGAGCUUCUUGGGGCCCGAGUCCCGCGUGGUCUCGGCGGGUGGAAAGAGGAGAGCCCCUGGGAGGAGCGCGGCGCGAAACUCGCACUUUCCCAAGGAACUCGCCGGUCUACUCGCCACUUUGCAGCUCCAGGCCUCCGCCUGGUGGCUGCGCGACGCCGGAAUGCUUCAGCAAAUCUUCCAACCUCUCGCCGUGGGUCUUCCGUGCUCGCUGAUCCUGAACCAGUCAAACGCGGUGUCCUGUUCCCACACGUCUCUCUCUUCUCCCUCUUCUCCCUCUUCUUCUCUCGCUUGCCCGCGGAACUGUUCCUCUUGCGAAGCUCUUUGUUGGGCGACGCGGCGGCAGAAGAGCAGCUGGUCGCGCGAGGCCGGGCCGACGUGGCUGCCUGAGGAGAGGGCGUGGGGGCGCUCUUCCUCGCUCCUGUACAGUCUCGUGGAUCUUCUUUUUCCUCUCUUUUGGCGAACAAACAUGAAAGACGUGAUGGGGGAGUUGGGAGUUCCGGCUCCGAUUGUCCACGACGUCUUCGUUGACUUCGGUCCAGUCGAGCGUUUCUUUUACCAGCAUCAGCAGCAGGCGGUGCGGCAAAAGAGCUCCUCCUUGCUCUCCUUCUGGUCGCCUUCGGCGACUUCUCGGGAAGCCGAAGAAGGUGCCGCGCAACGCGGGGAGGCGCGCGAAGAGGAACCUGGCCGGCGGACCGUCCCCGUGAGUGCGCAGCUGGAUGGGCUUCUCCUCACGCUGCGUCACGCGUGUCAGCAUCCGCAGCUCGGCCAGCUCGGCCUCAAGAAGCGACGCGGACGCUCGGAGCCUGCGGGAGAAUCCACGGGGCCUUCCCGGCCGGCGAGGCGCCGCAGCAGACCGCGCGUCUCCGGGAGAAGUCGAGGACCGAGCAGAUCUGUGCACCCCGCAGAGAACAGUCGGCAAAGAAGGCCGCAAGGCCUCGACGGCAGCGACCGUGCGAGUCUGUUCAGCGACGUCGCAGAAGGAGAAGUCGCCACUGAGUUCAUGCUGAUGGACGAGGUUCUGGCCAAGCUCAUCCAUGAAGCCAAGGCAAGAGAAAGAAGGAACUCGGUCCUCGCAGCAGCGCAGCACACACGCGCGUGUCCAGUAAACGAGACGCCGUAG